GGCUUCUUACAAAGGAAGCAAUUAAUAGCUUUUAAUUUACAAGAAGGGUAUCAUCUAUCUGACUAUAUUUUACGGCUAGAAAUCCAUGAAUCUGGUCACAUUGUAUUGUCUCUCUCUUGGUGAAAGCAGUUGAAGAAAAAAAAUGCUAUUUUUUGUAUGUUUGGGAGUAUACGCUGCCAUAGUAGAGAUCACUGAAGGCAGCACUAGCUCAGCGAUCUUCAGCGUCAAAGAAAAGUACAGAAAUACGAACGGUGUGUUUCACAAGUCAAGCGAUUAUCAAACUCUGCUUUCAUGUGGACAUGCAUGUUUGAGAAACCCACGCUGUAAGGCCACGAACUUUCGUAAUGAAGGAAACAGCCAACAUGACAGUGCUGUUUGUGAGUUUGUAGACGUAUCGCUGUCAGAGCUCCACAGAGGCUUGGUGUUYGACAAGGAUUGGGUUUUCUCGCAUAACAUGGAGGAUGACUGUCGGUUUGUGACAUGUACUAAUGGUGGAUCGUGCAUCUAUGACAAUAACAUCAACCAUUACCGAUGUUCGUGUCCAUUACUGUGGACAGGUGACAGAUGUCAACAAGUCCAGUAUUCCAAUGCUGUGUUUAAUUUCACAACCCUUGGAUUUCAUGGUCGAAGUGGUCCAACCAAUAAUAAACGCUACAAGGGAACAGUCCUGGAAAACACUUCAAUUGUCAACGGCGUUCAAACRUGGGCGGUACCAAUUUCGGGAAAAUACCAUGUGACAGCUUGUGGGGCGGCUGGUGGGACUGGCUACGGCGGAAGCCAAGGAGGAAAAGGCGCUCUCAUAAAUGGCACAAUUCAACUCCAAAAAGGCGAAGAACUUGAAAUCAUCGUCGGUCAAAAGGGUGGGACUAAAAGCAAUAAAACCUAUGGUAGUGGUGGUGGGGGAACGUUCUUAAUCCGAAGAAACGCUCCAAUAGCUAUUGCUGGGGGAGGGGGUGGUGGGGGGUAUUUUUCAAAUGGCGGAGAUGGUCGAGACGAAUGCGGUAAAAAUCCAGGUACCGGCGGUGAAGUCUGCGCACAUGGAAUCGCUACCUUCGCUGGAGSUGGAGGUGGYUUUCGCGGAAGUGGUACUUGCUAUAACAGCGGCGAUUGCACCACCAUAAUUUGCAAGUAUGGUGGGAAAGCGUUUGUGGAUGGUGGAGAGGGUGGCAUUGCAGAAUUACGCGCAACACCGGAUUGCAACGGUGGUUUUGGCGGGGGAGGAGCRAGUGAUAAUGCCGGAGGAGGGGGUGGAGGUUACUCAGGUGGUUCUGUUACAAUAAUAAACGYUACAAAGAAUGCUUUUGCCGAAGGGGGUUGCUCGUUAGCACCGCAUGGUGGUGUAGUUAUACCAGGUUAUAAURAUGGGGAUGGAUAUGCUACAGUAAAGCUGUUAUCGUACGUGUAGUUUGUCUAAAAACAAAUAAAGCCUUAGGCAAAGUGACACAAACGAAUAGCUGAAAUGUAGGUGGURAAAUGGAGCAAGGUCAUAUUGAAGAAACGCCGUUGAACGGCGAAAAUCCUGUYACAUCAGGUCACUCAACAAUGGUUGAGCUACCUGUGCAGGCCCGUAGGCUGCCUUACAAAU
Messenger RNA from Exaiptasia diaphana, 1585 nucleotides. RefSeq names its product leukocyte tyrosine kinase receptor. The record is from RefSeq and is a predicted model, not a curated record. The transcript has 3 exons. NCBI's taxonomy places the organism in Eukaryota, Metazoa, Cnidaria, Anthozoa, Actiniaria, Aiptasiidae. Bases 143 to 1405 code for a protein of 420 amino acids.